AUGGACUCUUCUGCUCGCACGUCAAUGGCGUUGUUCAGUUCCCCCGCACGGGUAUUCGCGGUGGCCAUCGUACUUCGCUUAGUUCUGCUGGUCUAUGGCGGUUGGCAGGAUGCCAAUUCCUCGGUGAAGUACACCGACAUCGACUACCUGGUGUUCACAGAUGCGUCACGCUAUAUCAGCAGGGGUCAAUCCCCCUAUGCGCGUGACACGUAUCGAUACACGCCCCUUCUUGCGUGGAUGCUUCUCCCCACCGCAUGGAGCGGGACUGGCCCUCUGGCAUCUCUCGCUUUCGCAUUUGGCAAGAUUCUUUUCGCUCUGGCCGAUGUGAUUGCCGGUUGGCUGGUAGUCAAGCUGCUGCGCAGGUGUUACCAGAUGCCCACCGAGCGGGCACUACGCUAUGUCGCCGCAGCUUGGCUUUGGAAUCCCAUGGUGGCGAACAUCAGUACCCGAGGCAGCUCCGAGGGUCUCUUGGGCGUCCUGGUCGCUGCACUGCUCUGGGCGACCUUGACCAAGCGGGCAUUCCUAGCAGGUGUGAUUCUGGGGCUGUCGGUCCAUUUCAAAAUCUAUCCUUUCAUCUAUGGGGGUUCGAUCCUGUGGUGGUGGGACGCGCAGCAGGAUGGCGCACCCCCGGCGAAGAACUCUAGCUUGGCCUCUCGACUCCUCGGGUUCAUUACCCCUUCGCGGGUAGUUCUGGCCCUCUCUGCGCUGGCGACUUUUGCUUCGCUGAAUGUUGUCAUGUAUUUGCAGUAUGGCAUGCCGUUCUUGCACCAGACGUUCCUUCAUCAUCUCACGCGUAUCGACCACCGCCAUAAUUUCUCCCCUUAUAGUACUUUGCUCUAUCUUGCGUCCGCCGGCGGAGCAAGCUAUCACUUUGAAACCCUCGCAUUCCUCCCACAAUUGCUGCUCGCUGUGGUUGCUAUUCCUUUGGCUUUGGCGAAGAAAAGUUUGGCUACAGCCAUGCUUGCGCAAACAUUCGCUUUUGUAACUUUUAACAAAGUGUGUACAAGUCAGUAUUUUAUUUGGUACCUCAUCCUCCUGCCUUUUUAUUUGCCCUCGUCUUCACUUUUACGAAAACCGAGGCUGGGUGUUGCAGCAGCGGCUCUUUGGGUUCUCGGUCAGGCACUUUGGCUUUCUCAAGGAUAUAAUCUAGAGUUUCUUGGUCUGUCAGCAUUCGUCCCCGGGCUAUUUCUCGCAUCGCUCGUCUUUUUUGGCAUCAAUGUGUGGAUUCUUGGCAUCGUCAUCCGCGAUGGGGGGAUAGCCAAGUGA
Molecule: messenger RNA, 1266 nt
Organism: Penicillium oxalicum
Lineage: Eukaryota; Fungi; Ascomycota; Eurotiomycetes; Eurotiales; Aspergillaceae
Product: glycosylphosphatidylinositol-alpha 1,4 mannosyltransferase I
Exons: 3
Coding region: 1-1266 (421 amino acids)
Biological process (GO): GPI anchor biosynthetic process
Cellular component (GO): membrane; glycosylphosphatidylinositol-mannosyltransferase I complex
Molecular function (GO): GPI mannosyltransferase activity; alpha-1,4-mannosyltransferase activity
Source: RefSeq, a predicted model, not a curated record